ACAGCGUGCAGGCGAAACCCUGCUGAUGUUACUUCCGGGUGCAGAGGUAUUUCAGCUACCGUCGCGACUUCAGAUGUUUACAAGAGUAUUAGCAUGACAGCUUUUAAUCUAAGAACGAACUAACUUUGUCAGAAUAAAACGUACACCCACCGGUGCGAACAUGGAGAACACUAUGCAGUGUUACAACAUUACCUCCCCACAGAAAUGUGAAUGAUUACCUUAGUAGACAGUAUCUUAGAGGCAGAGCUCACCUGGAUAUACACCUAGCUCGUAGCAUUCCUCCAACAUGUCAGGUGGGAACUUUUUAAGCAGGGUGCGGUCCGCCUUCAGAAAGGAGCCGACCGACUGGGACCUGAGCGACACGGCUCCCUUUGACUUCUCCGAUGAGCUGGUGGAGGAUGAAGCCCCCAAAUUUAACAAGCUGAAAGUCGUGGUCUCUGGAGAGAUGUCAGACUACUCAGCCGGAGCGCCUUCAAACGGAGUGGCAGUGAACACAUUGGUGGUGGCGGAUGAUGAUGAUGACUCCCUGCUCGAGUCCUCCUCCAGCCUGGGGAGUCCGGGGUUAAACAUGGACCCCUGUGACAGCUGCAACAAGAAGAGGGAGAGCAUCAAACACAAGCGGGUGAUGAAGAGGCUGGCCAUGGCAGCUUUGCUGUAUUUCCUUUUUAUGACAGGGGAAAUUAUAGGUGGUUAUUUAUCAAACAGUUUAGCCAUUAUGUCGGAUGCAGUGCACAUGCUAACAGAUGUGGUGGGCAUUUUAUUCUCUCUGCUGGCCCUCUGGCUCUCCACAAAGCCGCCCACCAAGAGGUACACCUUCGGGCUGCAUCGCCUCGAGGUAGUAUCUGCUGUCCUCAGCGUGGUGCUCAUCUACAUUUUGACAGCCAUUCUGCUGUAUGAGGCCGUUCAGAGGACGGUCCACCAAGACUUCGACAUAGAUGGAGACGUCAUGCUCAUCACUGCGGCUGUUGGGGUGGCUGUUAACCUCAUAAUGGGUUUCUUGCUAAAUCAGGGGGGUCACCUCCACUCUCACGGCCACGGCCACUCUCACGGCCACGGUCACUCUCACGGCCAUUCAGCUCCCUCCGGUUCAGCAGGGUCGGGUCAGCAGCAGAGGCAGCAGGGCAGCCUGGCUGUAAGAGCAGCAUUCAUCCACGCUUUGGGAGAUCUCGUCCAAAGUAUCGGGGUGCUCAUAGCUGCCUACAUUGUCCGCUUCAAGCCCGAGUUUAAGUUGGCAGACCCCAUCUGUACCUACAUCUUCUCUGUCCUGGUUCUCUGCACCACUUUCCGCAUCAUACGAGACACAACAGUCAUUGUGCUGGAGGGUGUUCCCAGACAUUUAGACACUCAGCGAAUCAGAGACGAUCUUCUGAAGCUGGAGGACGUCCAAUCAGUGGAUGAGCUGAAUAUUUGGGCACUGACGGCCGACAAGACUGCAGCUUUAGCUCAUCUCCAGCUCACACCCUCUAGUGCCACAAACUGGGAGGAGGUCCAGGCAAAGGCCCGCCACCUGCUGCUUCACACCUAUGGCCUCACCAGGUGCACAGUUCAGGUCCAGACUCACAGACAGAGGCUGGUACGCAGUUGUGCACACUGCCAGCAGCCCAGCGCUUGAGGACAGACUCAUGCUUACACUGACCUUCACAGACGUCAGAGAGCACAGCACUCCGAGAGGCUAGACAUCACACUGCUGUCACGGCUCAGUGCCAUAGAAGGAGACUCAGUAUUUGUUUAUACGUGGAAAAAGACGGGUGCCAAAGGAUGGACACGGCAGAUGAAUUUUUCUCAUUAGAGGGUCACUGCGGCCUUCAGGGGCCUUAUGCAAAGCAAUGUGAGUGGAGUUUAAACGGUUAAAGUCUCAUCUUUAAUGAAGAAUAGAAAAACUUGCUCUUAAUUCACCAUGAAAGCCUAUCGCAACAGGUAACUCAUUUUUUACGUUUGAUUUUCACAGCUGGUGCUUCAUCAGAUGUUAAUUUCACUUUUUGUUACUAGCUGGAAGACUGUAAACUAAGAUUGUGUUGUUUUACUAAGAAUGUCGGCAAAUGAAAAGGUACCUCAUGUAAUUUGAUAACUGUGGUCACAGUGAAUAUAAGCUGUACUCCUCACCACUUGCUCACACGAGUAGUCACUUCAGUAGAAAUUCAUCUCAUCAAAUGCACUAAAUCAUUAAUAUUCCUCGGCUAAAGUCUGAUGUAAGGCAGAUUUUUAGAUUUUGAUGAAUAAUUCUUCAUUGGCUGUACUGACCGACACUUAAACUACUCACAUUUUUCACUCUUACAUUUUACUCUAGCAUGUCUUUCUCUAGCAAACAGGCAACAGACAAUCAAAGUGUGACUUACUUUGAACAAGACUGACUUCAGUUUGGUUUCAAGCCUUACACUCUAUACUCAGCUUUUUUCCAUAUCAGUUACUGACAGUGUAAUUAUGCAGAUAGGUUUAAGAAAGCAUCAGUAUUUCAGAGUUGCAGUGUUUAAGAGAGAGCUGUGAGUUGAAAUCUGCCAACAAAGUUGCUAAAAGGGUUUCUCUGUCAAGUGUUGAGAGGCUGCGGGGGGUUCAGGACAAACCUUUCUACACCUCUGAUAUUAAUCAUGAAGAGAAAAUCAGGAACUGGAUCACUGUUUUUGUUUAUAAUAAAGUAUUUAAUCUUC
This is a messenger RNA of Notolabrus celidotus (New Zealand spotty), 2645 nucleotides long. It is a transcript of the gene slc30a4, whose product is annotated as solute carrier family 30 member 4. The transcript is spliced from 8 exons. The coding region runs from base 287 to 1612 and encodes 441 amino acids. Gene Ontology annotation, cellular component: plasma membrane. Gene Ontology annotation, biological process: zinc ion transmembrane transport; response to zinc ion. Lineage: Eukaryota; Metazoa; Chordata; Actinopteri; Labriformes; Labridae. The record is from RefSeq and is a predicted model, not a curated record. Gene Ontology annotation, molecular function: zinc ion transmembrane transporter activity.